CCAUGGCCGCGAACUGCGCGGGGGCCGCGGGGACGGCGGGGGGCGGCGGGGCCGCGCUGGGCUCGGCCCUCAGCGCCAGCAAGACCAAGACCAAGAAGAAGCAUUUCGUGUGCCAGAAGGUGAAGCUGUUCCGGGCCUCGGAGCCGCUGCUCAGCGUCCUCAUGUGGGGGGCGAACCACACGAUCAACGAGCUCAGCAAUGUCCCCGUCCCUGUCAUGUUGAUGCCCGAUGACUUUAAAGCCUACAGUAAGAUUAAGGUGGACAAUCAUCUAUUCAACAAGGAGAACUUGCCAAGUCGCUUUAAAUUUAAGGAAUAUUGUCCACUGGUGUUCCGGAACCUCCGGGAAAGAUUUGGGAUCGAUGAUCAGGACUACCAGAACUCGGUGACCCGCAGUGCCCCCGUGAACAGCGACAGCCAGGGCCGCUGCGGCGCCCGCUUCCUCACCACCUACGACAGGAGGUUUGUCAUCAAGGCCGUGUCCAGCGAGGACGUGGCAGAGAUGCACAACAUCCUCAAGAAGUACCACCAGUUCAUCGUGGAGUGCCACGGGAACACCCUCCUGCCCCAGUUCCUGGGCAUGUACCGGCUCACGGUGGACGGGGUGGAGACCUACAUGGUGGUCACCAGGAACGUGUUCAGCCACAGGCUGACUGUGCACAGGAAAUAUGACCUGAAGGGCUCAACAGUGUCCAGGGAAGCAAGUGAUAAAGAGAAGGCCAAGGAUCUCCCAACGUUCAAGGACAACGACUUCUUGAAUGAGGGUCAGAAGCUGCACGUUGGAGAAGAGAGUAAAAAGAACUUCCUUGAAAAGCUGAAGCGGGACGUGGAGUUUCUAGCUCAGCUGAAGAUCAUGGAUUACAGUUUGCUGGUUGGGAUCCACGACGUCGACCGGGCAGAGCAGGAGGAGAUGGAAGUGGAGGAUCGGGCAGAGGACGAGGAGUGUGAGAACGAUGGUCUGGGGGGAAACCCCAUCUCCUCCUACGGGACCCCCCCGGACAGCCCCGGAAACCUCCUCAACUACCCCCGGUUCUUCGGGCCCGGCGAGUUCGACCCCUCCGUCGACGUCUACGCCAUGAAAAGCCACGAAAGUGCCCCCAAGAAGGAAGUUUACUUCAUGGCCAUCAUAGACAUCCUCACGCCCUACGACGCGAAGAAGAAAGCUGCACAUGCUGCCAAAACAGUGAAACAUGGGGCCGGGGCAGAGAUCUCCACCGUGAACCCCGAGCAGUACUCGAAACGCUUCAACGAGUUUAUCUCCAAUAUCCUGGCAUAGUUGUCUUCAGCCUUCAGCGAGGAAGGAAGAGCAGAGGGGCUCCUUCACCCAGAGAACGCAGCCUGUGACACUCGAACAGACACUGUAGCAGCAUGUGGGGUGUGUGUGGGAUGUGUGUGUGUGUGUGGGUGUGGGUGUGCAAGGUGAGUGUGUGGCACUGCGUGACUUCAGAGAAAACUCAUUCUAGGUGCACCCUCCAACAGUCCACUUGACCCAGGAGGAAAAGUGGGAUUUUAUGUUACAGAAGUGCCCAGACAUUAAGAUUUGAGGGCUUUUUAAACCAAGCAAAGUGCAUUGUUUCAGCACUGCUCUUUCUAGUGACAUUUUCUCCUCUCUGAUCAAGAGGAUCCCAGAGGGAUAUGACGUGGCACUGUAUAAAGGGGUGGCUCUAGAUCAUGUUCAGUGGGAGUGAAGCAGUGCCUGAUUCCACAAACUACUCCUUUUUUUUUUUUUUUUAUUUUUAUUUUAUUGGACUGUCUUUACCAGAAAGACAUACAAUCCCUUUUAUUUCCCUCUUGGUAGGAAUUGGAAGGAAAAUAGCUCACCAUUUCAAGGACGGAAACUAUAACUCUGAUAAGGAGGAGUCGCUGAACUUUAGGUAAAUUCAGACUGGGACACUUUAUAUUUUUUGGUUAAUUUAAGUAACAAAAAAAAAAAAAAAACAAACUUUUUUGUAACUGCACUUGAUUUACAAGAAGGACGAGGGAAAUGGAACAUCUACCAAAGAUGAUCUCUUAAAAAAAAGGUGUAACUCCUAGAACCUAAAGAAAAAAAAAACAACCAGUGUGAGAAGUAGUAGUGGCAUUGACCAACCUCAGCUAAUGAUGUGCUCGGACCCAUUGUGCUUUCAAUUGGCCAGCUCUGAAGAUUUCCUAAAAGAAAACCAG
This is a messenger RNA of Corapipo altera (White-ruffed manakin), 2161 nucleotides long. RefSeq names its product phosphatidylinositol-5-phosphate 4-kinase type 2 beta (gene PIP4K2B). Gene Ontology annotation, biological process: phosphatidylinositol metabolic process. Gene Ontology annotation, molecular function: phosphatidylinositol kinase activity. The record is from RefSeq and is a predicted model, not a curated record. The transcript has 10 exons. NCBI's taxonomy places the organism in Eukaryota, Metazoa, Chordata, Aves, Passeriformes, Pipridae. Bases 3 to 1274 code for a protein of 423 amino acids.